GUAAUGAAUCAAAUUCGAAAGAAGAUUCAGAUGAAAAUUCUCAAGAUAGUAAUACUUCCGAUUUAAAUAUGACCACAAUACCAAAAUUAGUCGAUACCAUAGAUGGCUAUUUAGAUAAUACUAGAAUAAACAAAUCCGUUCUAAUCAACCAAAUAAAAAGAGCUACAAGACAGAUUCGACGAAAAUAUACAAAUGAUUAA
This is a messenger RNA of Diversispora eburnea, 200 nucleotides long. The record is from the annotation of a GenBank genome assembly. Lineage: Eukaryota; Fungi; Glomeromycota; Glomeromycetes; Diversisporales; Diversisporaceae.